AUGAGAUCGAAAACAAAACCCACCAACAGACCUCAACGUCGACAAGAAACGCACAAAACCAACGACCAUCACGAGCGUCUUGCUGAUGAGGAUGAUACGAGUACUCGACCUGCUAAGAGGAGAAGAGUAACCACCAAGUCGAAGGAUAAGAGAUACGAGUGCCCGCAUGAAGGCUGCGAUAAGAGUUAUUCACGCGCCGAACACUUGUACAGGCAUCAGCUGAACCACGCUCCAAAGCAGAUCUUCCAUUGUGAUUUCAAGGGCUGUGAGCGACACUUUGUUCGCCAGGAUCUUUGUGCUAGGCAUCGAGAGAGACAUACAAAGAAGAAUUCACAUCUGCAUCGUCGAGACCUUUUCAAAGAUGGCAAGUCCAAAUCGUCCCAUAUUCCCGAGGUCCAGCAGGAGCUAUCUCCUGAAGCUCAACCUACAACAUCCACCACGAGUUCGGGUAGCUCUGAACCUCAAAUCAUCGAGCAACCAGCCAAGUCGAAGCCGAUCGAAGCUGUCCUUGGUUUCAACUCCAUGGCUUUAGAUCCGCGUCUGACAGCCGAGUCUGGACCCUUCAACCCGGCUAUGCCACCUGUCCCAUUCUCCAGUAUGAUUGCUCCCGAGCACUUGGAACACUCAAGAGUCAUAAACGAUCGAAUGAACGGCGUAAGACAUGAGAUCAACAACGCUAUCUUCGCACGACCAAACAUACCUCCCACGCUCUCGGUGGACAUGUAUAAUCCCAAUGCGAUGCAAAGCAUGUUUACACCACUUGGGAAUGCUUCUGGGGCUUAUUUGCCUCAGCCUUAUCCCUCGCCCUCUAGCGGAAUGGGGCUGAGGUCCCCUCCAGCUUUCACAAAUUUGCCGACCUUAUCACAGUUCAAUCAGCCAUAUGGCGCACCAAUCCCUUCACCUGUCGGAAUGAGAUCUGACUCGGUGACCUCGUAUCUCUCCAAAGGGUCAACGAUAAACAAUCACCAGCCCAUUGGCUUUGCUGAGUCUACUACACUUAACCACUUACCUGCAGGUGCCAUAGUACCCGUCUUCAAUGAGAACUAUGGGCCUUCACCAUCAGAUAUGCCAGGCGCAGAGUUUAUCAGCUGGCUGUUCGAAGGAGACCAGAAUACAGUGUUUUCGCCAAACUCGCAAACCACUUUCAAUUUCAGUCUGAACCCGCAGAUGUCAUUCGAGAACAAGCCGCAAGCCAACGGAGGAGUAUAUCUUGAGUCUCUAGUUCACCCGGAUCCCGUUGCCAAAACGGAGCAGGAUAGCGUACACCCAGAGUGUGUUCUAUCCAGCCCACGCAGACGCCGGCUUCUCGAUAUAAUCAUCUCGGACUUCCGGGACAGCAGACAUGCCCAUGUCACAGCGCAAAGAGAGAAGACACUAAAGGGUGACCACGACGGAGAUACACAUGUGCUGAGUUUGCGAAUGAUGCAAGUCUUCUGCAGCUCGUUCUGGCUCAACAUACACCCGCAGUUACCAAUUCUGCACCGGCCUACAUUUUCAACUGAAACUUGCCCGGACCUACUGCUCAUAGCCAUCAUGACAUUGGGUGCAUCUUGCUUGGAGCCAUCCUACGGUUUCGAGGUUACUCAGGCUUCGGCAGAUUUGGCCUCAUUUCUAGCAUGGCACACACGACGGAUGAUCUUCGAAGACCCAGACUUCAUCCCGCCGGCCAAACUUUGGAUAUUCCAGGCCUUGUUGCUACUGGAAAUUUUCGAGAAAAUGUUCUCUACGACAAUCCUACACCAAAGGGCACAUGUGCACCAUUGCACCACGCUCACUUUGAUGAGGCGAGGGAGUUCACUGGUUGGGCGUGCAGCACUGGACUUUGCCCCUUACGAUGCUGAUCCAACUAGGACUCCUCCCGGUCCAAACGGCAGUGUAAACACAUGUGGUCGUAACACCAAGGACGAGUGGUGGAACAACUGGAUUAGCAACGAGGCAACGCGUCGAACGGCUUUCGCAGCAUUCAUCAUCGACACGACUCAUGCGACAAUGUUUGGUCACGCAGCAGUAAUGGUCGCACAUGAGAUGCGAAUACCUCUGCCAUGUGAUGAGGCUCUGUGGGCUGCUUCCUGUGGCGCUGAAGUGCGAAGCCACGAGCACAGCCUUACGCUAAGCGGCUAUAGACCGAUGAGCUUCCUUGAAGCGUUGAAGAAGACACUAAAUAGUCAACACGUGCAGACCAACACCUUCGGUCGGGUCACUAUUAUGGCAGGGCUCAUGUCGGUCAGCUGGCACAUGCAGAUGCAAGAUGCGAGGGCGAGUUCAAUCGGAGUUGGUAAACAAGGAAGUUGGAGUGAUCAGCUGGCCUCUGCUUGCAAUUUCUGGAGGCAGGAUUUCGAUGCUUCCUUGGUUCAGCCAUCUUACAGCACACCGGUAUAUCUGCAAGAUCGGAUGUCGACCGACGUUAUGGAUAAAGAGAAGGUCUUUGAGUCCCGUACUGUACUUCACCACCUGGCGCGGAUGGCCAUGUAUGUGGAUAUCGUCGACUGCCAAAUUUUUGCGGGAGCUAAACGCUCGUUGGGACGCGUGAUUACCGCCAAUGAUCAUGCGGCAGCAUCCAAAAAGUUGAGGGAGACUUGGGCUCCAUCGCCUGGAGCUCGUGAUUCGGUCUUCUAUGCGUUGCGCUUCUUGUCGGCGGUGCUACUACCAGAAGAUGACGGAACCUCUGGACUACAUUCUAGUGCACAAGGACUCGCAUAUUCAGCUCGUGAUGAUAAUUUGCUCAAUCGGCCCUGGGUGCUCUACUUUGCCGCCCUAGUGGUGUGGACAUACGGCUUCUGUUUGGACGGACCUAUAGCACCACCGUUGCCUACCUACACGCUCAGGACGCACGAGAUCCAAUUCCGAGAUCUGCGAGGGUUCCUUCGCCGCGUAGGCGGGGUCAAAUCGGCCGAUGAUUUGCAGCACGUCAAGCACCGGAACGGGAUGCUGGGAUUGCUGAUGCUCCUGAAAGAGAUCUUCAGCAAGACCAGAUGGGAACUGCUUCACGAGGCGAGCGACAUGUUGGGAAAUUGCAUCGAGUUGCUCAUGCCUGGCAUCUCCAAUCUCUGA
Aureobasidium namibiae CBS 147.97 is the source of this 3051-nucleotide messenger RNA. RefSeq lists its product as uncharacterized. The transcript has 3 exons. Gene Ontology annotation, molecular function: DNA-binding transcription factor activity, RNA polymerase II-specific; RNA polymerase II cis-regulatory region sequence-specific DNA binding; zinc ion binding. The record is from RefSeq and is a predicted model, not a curated record. Gene Ontology annotation, cellular component: chromatin. Lineage: Eukaryota; Fungi; Ascomycota; Dothideomycetes; Dothideales; Saccotheciaceae. The coding region runs from base 1 to 3051 and encodes 1016 amino acids. Gene Ontology annotation, biological process: regulation of transcription by RNA polymerase II; DNA-templated transcription.